CAAAACACAAGUAGAAAAAUAAUUAUUUGUUGUUGUUAGAAGUGUCAUAAAGAUAUAUACGUAAUUACUAACAUAAGUAAAAAUGGGCAUAGAAUUAAACAAAGUCAAAUCACACUCGCUAUAUUUCCAAUUUUCUUUCCCCCCUUAUUUGUUACUUUUCUCAAACAUUAUCGGUUAAUACUAUAUUCCUCCGUCCAAUUUUCACCUUCUUUUUCAUUCUCUCUUUUGUUUUCGUCCUUUUCAUUAAGCACAAAUAUGAGCAUGGCACGAGCACAAAUAGACACGACACGAUUCGAACCGUGCCUAGAAUAAUUAACAAAUGGGCUUGCAUGGCACGACACGAAAACUGACGUGCCAUGCCAAGCACGACACGAAAUAAAUGGGCCCGAAGCGUGCCCGCGCCGUGCUGGCCCAAGCACAGCCCAACGCCCAUGUACAGGCUAGCCUCUCCGGUAACGAUGGUCUGCUACAGUUACAAGGCCCAUUAAGAAAGGACUACGAGUUCAGUUCUAGCUUUUCUUUGCUUGUCAUAUCAAUGGGCCGAAGUUCAUAACUCGGAUUUCAAACCCAGCCCAGAAAGGAAGCAUCCAAAAUCAGAGGGGAGAGGCAGAACGCAAAGGUCUGAAAACACGGGCAAGGUUGAUGGACGGUAGCGGAGAAGAUGCGCCGCCGCCGGCGGCAGCCCUGCGAAGCCCUAACCACCAUGGAACUGAAGUGACGGCGACGAAGACGGAUAGGGGAACGGAGACUGGGCAAGAGGGGAAACCGAAAGUGGUGGUGAUUAUGGGUGCCACUGGUGCGGGGAAAUCCAAACUGGCCAUUGAUUUGGCAGCCCACUUUCCGAUUGAAAUCAUCAACGCCGAUUCUAUGCAACUCUACCGUGGCCUCGAUGUUAUCACCAACAAAGUUACCGUUGAUGAGCAGAAAGGUGUGCCGCAUCAUCUUUUGGGGACUGUAAAUCCAAAUGUUGAAUUCACGGCUAAGGAGUUCAGAGAUUCUGCUCAUCCUAUCAUCAAUGACAUCAAGCGUCGCAACUGCCUACCGGUUGUUGUUGGUGGAACAAAUUACUACAUUCAGGCUCUUGUAAGUCCAUUCCUUCUGGAUGAUACAACAGAAGAUGAUAUUCCUGGAGAUGAGCAUAUUGAUCUAAUUUCUGAAUCGGAUGGAGAAAGUUUCAGCUGUGACUAUGAUUAUCUUAGAGCCGUUGAUCCUGUUGCAGCUGACAGAAUUCACCCAAACAACUACAGAAAAAUAAAUCAGUAUCUUAAUUUGUACGCCCAAUCUGGUAUUCUUCCUAGCAGAGUUUAUCAAGGAAAAGCUGCCGAGAACUGGGGCCGUGCUGAUAAUUGUAAGUUCGAUUGCUGCUUCAUAUGCGUUGAUGCCUCUGUGCCUGUACUGGACCACUACGUGGAACAAAGAGUUGAUUGCAUGAUUGAUGCUGGGUUGCUCAAAGAAGUCUCUGAAAUUUACAAGACAGAAGCAGACUAUACUCGAGGUUUGCGGCAAGCCAUUGGUGUUAGGGAGUUUGUGGAGUUUCUGAGAGUUUACCACUUGGAAAUAUUGAACACUAAAGAUUUCAAUAGUCUCAACCAAUCUCCAUCUACGAACAACAUUGGGAAAGAUAAUAUAAGGGAAAUCCUCAAUUCCCCUGAUGAUGAUAAUCCUCUCAAAAUCCUGUUAACAGAAGCAAUCGACAAAGUGAAAUUGAACACCAGAAGACUUGUGCGUCGUCAAAAGAGGAUGCAUACACGGCUCCAGAGAUUGUUCAGCUGGAAUAUAAACUACGUCGAUGCCACAGAGGCCAUAUCAAGUAGAUUGGAGGAGUCAUGGGCGACGCAAGUAGUUGAACCAGCUGUAAGAAUUGUCAGAUCUUUUCUCCAGGGGGAUGAAGGGAACCUCUCGACAAACGAUACAUCUGGAUCAAUUGAAAGAGACCUGUGGACUCAAUACACAUGCAAGGCAUGCGGAGACAAGGUACUCAGAGGAGGCCAUGAAUGGGAGCAGCACAAGCAGGGUCGUGGGCAUCGAAAACGGAUAUAUAAGCUUCGGAAGAAGUCGCUACAACUGCAAGAAGGUGGCCUUCCCUCUAUGGAACCAGUCAAACCAGAAGCAAAAUCCUGCUGCUGAUUGAAGUGCCUUUUUCAGUUGGUCAAUCGUGCUGACACUCGUGGCAAGUAGAGAUUCUUCUGUUUUAUAGUAUCCAGAUAGCCUGCUGCUUUUAGUGUUUGAUAUAUUGAACAAUAGAAGGUCGUCUCUCUUGGUCAAAACUCAUGGUUGCUGCUGAAUCUGCUUAGGAGCUGCCAUUUGUGGCUGUCCGGUAGAUGUCAACUAAUUACUAAUUAGGGGUCAACAUAUUAUCUUAAUUACUCUGGCCGGCUCGUCUCUUACGUAAUGAUGAUGAAAUUCUAUAAUUGGAGUUCCUCUGUUUCUUACCAGGAUUUAUUGUUCGUUUUACUAAGAGCGAUGGAAUUCUAUAAUUGGAGUUUUUAUAAUUAUUGCGACUAAGAAUCGGAUAAUUAGAACAGCAACAACAACACUAUUUCUUGUUCAAUCAGGUUAGGAAUCUCCAAUGCCACUGGAAGCCUAGCGUUUGGACGGACUGUGAAGUUCAGCAUCCAUUGAACAAAAAUUACAAACUUCUUUCUUGUUCGAUCGGCCAAGAAGCAUCACUACUUCAAGCUGGUUCGAGUUUUUGGAGGAAUACGUACGAAAUGCCCAACAAGUCUCUUUGUACGUGAUAAUGCUCAUAUUUUACUAAACUCUAAUAUGUAUUUUUUUUUUCCAUAGUCAUAUGGAUACUUCAAGUUGAAUUUGUAUCUAAAAACACCAGUUUUUUAAACUAUAGUAGAAGGGUUAUGCAUCCUUAGGUUACUAUGAUUUGCUGGGUUAAUUAAUUCGACAAGUAUGUUUAUGUUUAUUGGCGAAGAGUUAUCUAUGUAUUAUGCUUAUUCUGGAUACUUUAGUAGGCGGCCAUGUACAUGCCGAUGUAGAUACCCUUUUUACAUCGCUAUAGGUAUCCUUAGGGAUUCCAGUUGUGAUUUUAAUUACAAUUUGGGCAUCAUUGUUUUGCUCAUCUGUAGGGCAAAUUGAACCGACAUUACUUUUGGCCGCAUUUUAUUGUACCAAACAAAGAGGAUAAUGAGUUUGGUAUAGUUUUAAUAUUUUAAGUAUUCAUACCAAACUCAAUCCACUAUAUAUGUGCUACAACUAUGUUAUGAACUCUCGUAUUUCACCACUUCGAUCAUCUAUAUCUUUCAAAUAUUAUAAUUAUCUAUUAGAUUCUAAUUUUUUUAUUCAUUCUCACAUUUACAAACAAUAUCUAAAAGAAAAUUCAAUUAAUAUCGUCUUUUAUAUAUAAUUCUUUUAUAUAUAAUUCUCUAGGAGAUAAUGAGAAUGAGUUUUCUCCAAAUAACAUAGGAAUUAUGAU
Linum trigynum is the source of this 3427-nucleotide messenger RNA. NCBI's taxonomy places the organism in Eukaryota, Viridiplantae, Streptophyta, Magnoliopsida, Malpighiales, Linaceae. The record is from the annotation of a GenBank genome assembly.